GCCCACCCCCCCCCACCUGUGUUGGGGACCCCAGGCCUGACCCCGCCCCCACGGCUCCGCCUCCAGAUAGAGCUAAGCUGUCCAGCUGCCAAGUAAUCGUCCACUGUCUGGCCGGCAUCUCCCGCUCUGCCACCAUCGCCAUCGCUUACAUCAUGAAGACCAUGGGCAUGUCCUCCGAUGACGCCUACAGGUUUGUGAAGGACCGGCGCCCGUCCAUUUCGCCCAACUUCAACUUCCUGGGCCAGCUGCUGGAGUAUGAGCGCAGCCUGAAGCUGCUGGCCGCCCUGCAGGGUGACGGGGCGUCCCACCCAGGGACCCCCGAGCCCCUCCCGGGCCCUGCGGCCCCACUGCCGCAGCUGCCACCACCUACCUCAGAGAGCGCUGCCACCGGGAGCGCGGCGGCCAGCACAGUCCGGGAGGGCGCGCCCGGCGCGGGCGGGGAGCUCCCCGCGCCUUCCUCCAACCCCGCCACCAGCGCGCUGCAACAGGGCCUUCGUGGCCUGCACCUGUCCUCCGACCGCCUCCAGGACACCAACCGCCUGAAGCGCUCCUUCUCGCUGGACAUCAAGUCGGCGUAUGCCCCGAGCCGGCGGCCCGACGACCCCGGGCCCCCCGACCCUGGGGAGGCCCCCAAGCUCUGCAAGCUGGACAGCCCGUCGGGGGGCGCACUGGGCCUGCCCUCGCCGGGCCCC
Herpailurus yagouaroundi (jaguarundi) is the source of this 692-nucleotide messenger RNA. RefSeq names its product dual specificity protein phosphatase 8-like. The annotation marks the transcript as partial. The record is from RefSeq and is a predicted model, not a curated record. The transcript is spliced from 2 exons. Gene Ontology annotation, biological process: negative regulation of MAPK cascade; peptidyl-tyrosine dephosphorylation. NCBI's taxonomy places the organism in Eukaryota, Metazoa, Chordata, Mammalia, Carnivora, Felidae. Gene Ontology annotation, molecular function: MAP kinase tyrosine phosphatase activity; MAP kinase tyrosine/serine/threonine phosphatase activity; protein tyrosine/threonine phosphatase activity. Gene Ontology annotation, cellular component: cytoplasm.